This is a messenger RNA of Xyrichtys novacula (pearly razorfish), 836 nucleotides long. The record is from the annotation of a GenBank genome assembly. NCBI's taxonomy places the organism in Eukaryota, Metazoa, Chordata, Actinopteri, Labriformes, Labridae.
CGAGAACACGACUCGCUGUCUGUCCGGAACCAAAGUCACGAAUUUGUCGUGCGAUAUCGUCGUCUCCUCGCCGCUGCCGCCGCCGCCGUCUAUAUCACCUCCUCCUCGACUGUUCAGGUGUUACUCAGGUAUCAGAGCUGGAAAUACAGUGAUUAUAUAAGAGGCGUGAAGAUCGGCGGCGGCGGCCCCGAAACAGAGAGAGAGAGAGCGAGCGAGCGAGGGAGGAGGAGAGAUUCACAAAUUUAGGGGCCGAGUGGAAAUGGAAAAAAAGAGAGAGACGGCGAGAUUGGAUGGGGGAGGGGCGGGUGGAAAAGGGGAGGAAGUGGGUGAAGGGUGGGGCGGGGGGAGGAGGACGAAAUGAGACCAAAUUUUCUUUGGCAAUCUCCGUGUUCCUGCUGCAGGUGCUGGGGCCAUUUCACUAACGCAGGGCCAGACGCCACCGCCGCCGCCGAUGUCAUUAGUUGGUGAGCCCCAGGUGAAUUUGCCGCAGUUCCACAUGAUUAACCCAGAUAAUUGUGUGUUGAUAGCGAGCAUGGUCGAUGGAAUACAAUUUUCAGGCCCAGAUUCCUAAACAAACAGCUCAGCAGCAGCAGGAGAAGAAGAAGGAUAACGGCGGCGGCGGCGGCGGAGGAGGCGACGCGGCAGCCGCGACACUUGUGAUGCUCGAUGCGUUCACAUGCGCAGGUUUACAAAGAGAGAGAGGAGGAGGAAGAAAAGGAGCGUCCUGGAGAGGCGGGGGAGUCGGGUCAGACGUGCGUGACGCCGAGAAAGAGCCGACAGGAAGUGGAAAAGACGAACAAAACCAGAAACUGCCGACAAAAAAAACAGAAUCAAAG